Messenger RNA from Gossypium arboreum, 1424 nucleotides. RefSeq names its product chloroplastic lipocalin. The record is from RefSeq and is a predicted model, not a curated record. Gene Ontology annotation, molecular function: small molecule binding. The transcript has 5 exons. Lineage: Eukaryota; Viridiplantae; Streptophyta; Magnoliopsida; Malvales; Malvaceae. Bases 265 to 1278 code for a protein of 337 amino acids.
AUCCCAUUUACAGAUUUACUAUGUUUUAUUGCAUGAUGUUAACCAUUAUUAACUGUAAACAUUAAACGUCCUCCUUUUCUAGAUAUUUUCAGAAGUUCCCAACAGUGAAUAUAAAUUGGAGCUCAAAAGCAAAGAUUAGCUGAAAAAGAAAGAAAAAAGUGAAAGCAGAUUAAAGAGAGUUCAAUUGGAACAACUUUUAGAGAAAGAGAGAGAUUGUAUUGAAGCAUUAUAGACAAAAAGUUAAGGGCUUAAAGGCAGAUAACUAUGGUGAACGCAAUUCUUUAUCAUCAAACUUCACCACUGCUUCUCUUCCAAUGUUGUUCAUCCUCUCAUCCUCCUCAUAUUCCCAGGGGAUUGCCUGGAAAGCUGACAUUAAAUUGCUCUAUCAAGAGCCCUCCUAAUAAAGUUAUUGCAAGUCAUAUUGUUUCAGGCCUUGCAUCUUUGAUAUUUUUGUCUCAAACAAACCAGGUUCUUGCUGCUGAUUUAUCUCAUCACCCCAGCAUCUGCCAGCUUGCAAGUGCCACGGAUAAUGAACUAACUCUACCCCUUGAAGAAGAUUCUGGUGAAGGAAAUGGAAAGCUAAUGAUGAUGAGAGGGAUGACAGCAAAGAACUUUGAUCCUGUUAGAUAUUCUGGAAGGUGGUUCGAAGUAGCAUCACUCAAACGCGGAUUUGCAGGACAGGGUCAAGAAGACUGUCAUUGCACUCAGGGAGUUUAUACAUUCGACAUGAAAACACCUGCUAUACAGGUUGAUACGUUUUGUGUUCAUGGAGGGCCGGACGGGUAUAUUACCGGAAUAAGAGGAAAGGUUCAAUGCCUUUCAGAUGAAGAUUUGGUGAAGAAUGAAACUGAUUUAGAAAAGCAAGAGAUGAUUAAAGAGAAGUGCUACCUUCGUUUCCCUACAUUGCCUUUCAUCCCCAAAGAACCUUACGAUGUGAUUGCUACCGAUUAUGACAAUUUCUCCCUUGUUUCAGGAGCAAAAGACACAAGUUUUAUCCAGAUCUACUCAAGAACACCAAAUCCGGGACAUGAGUUCAUAGAGAAGUACAAAUCGUACUUGUCAAAUUACGGAUAUGACCCAAGCAAAAUCAAGGACACCCCACAAGAUUGUCAAGUGAUGUCCAACAGUCAGCUAGCUGCUAUGAUGUCCAUGCCUGGGAUGCAACAAGCUCUAACAAACGAAUUCCCUGAUCUUGAACUAAAGGCUCCUGUUGCAUUUAACCCUUUUACGAGCGUAUUUGACACUUUGAAGAAGCUGCUUGAGCUUUACUUCAAAUAGAUGUUCAAACUUCCAUAAACACCAUUUUAUUUUCCGUAUUUCAGAAUGAAAUUAUACAGAUGACAGUGUAAAUCAGUAAAGUUAUAUCAUCAUUUGAGCUGGUAGUGGAAGUUUAUCCAAUUUAUAGGCAGAUUUAAUACACGAAA